ACGUUUGAUAAAUAAACUUAAGAUUUUUACUCCUCAGAAAGAUGGGCGACGAUAAGUUCUUAGAGUCUGGACAAUACAUCAUUCAACAGAGAGAGGAGGAUGAUGAUGAUAGUCCAAGAGAAGGGGAACUAAGGGAGCAGGACAGGUUCUUACCGAUUUACAAUAUCUCCAAGGUGAUGAAGAAGGUGGUCCCUCCUGCCGGCAAGGUGGCCAAGGAGGCGAGAGAGUGUGUUCAGGAGUGCGUUUCUGAGUUUAUAUCCUUCAUCACGAGUGAAGCUAGUGAGAGAUGCCAGGCAGAGAAGCGUAAGACGAUCAAUGGUGAGGAUAUCCUGUUCGCAAUGUCCUCCCUGGGAUUCGACAACUAUGUUGAACCACUCAAACUGUACCUGCAGAAAUAUAGGGAGGCGAUGAAGGGUGAGAGACAGAUAGAAGCAGAGCUCAGUAAUCUUGGAACAGAGGUGAUGACCGCUAGCCAGCUACAAAGUUUGACGACACAGGACGGUGAGGUCCUGCUCUACCCCAGCCAACCUUUCCAACUCGGAUAAAUCUGCUCUAUCCAGGGGUGGAUACUUUCUUUAAAAAAUCAUUUUAAAAUCUUAUUCCCCAUAGAAGUUUUUUCCGGGUUUUAUUCGCUGAUUUGGGAAAACAAAAAUGGGGGAAAAAACGUGCCUUUUUGACGCCAAACUUUUCAUUUUAUUUUCCCGGAGCAUCAAUAAUCUUGAAAAUAUACACCCCUGUUCCUACAUUCUUUCCAGCCAUGGUUUCAUAGAACUCAACUCUGAUUGGAAGAACUCUUAACAUACAAGGGGGCAUUUAAUUUCUAUUUUUAAUAUUGUAAAUAAGGAAGAAUUCUAAAGUAAUUGGACAUAGUAGCUAAAUUGUAAAAUCUUGAAAACAUUAACCAAGUGAAUAAGAUCUCCUAAAUUAACUUUUUUCGUCAUAAUGUAUUUUUCAUGUCAUUUAUUUUCAAUAAAAAUCGAGACUAAAACUUACAAAGCUGUGCUUUGUAACAAAAUUAAAACUUAAUUAAAAAAUGAUAGUUUUAUGAUAAUUUUAGGAGAAGGAUUAAGUUUCAUAAACGAAAUUUUACACUUAACGUUUGUUUAAGCACAGAAAAAUAUGCAAUUCAUUUUUUUAUGAAAUAGCUUUAACUUGUUCAAAUCAAAGUACAAAGUUUGGAUGAAAUGUUUCCUCAAUUGAAAAUUAUAAAAUUAAUGCGUGUGUACACUGUGCACUGUACAGUGAACGUAGACGAUGUACAGAAUAAUGUUUGUAUGUUGUACUACUGUUUAAUUGCAGUACAGUACAGCAGACAGUAUUGUACUAACGGUAAUUACUUGAAUUUAAGAUUUCAGAGAAAAAAGUGGAAAACAAUGCUUCGUCAUAGAUCAGUUUCUGCUCUCUCAUCUUUUUUACGACAAUCACAGAUUCGAGUGGUCGCGUUCAGCACAGAUGAAUCUGAAAGUGAAAAA
Eurytemora carolleeae is the source of this 1472-nucleotide messenger RNA. RefSeq names its product nuclear transcription factor Y subunit beta (gene Nf-YB). Gene Ontology annotation, molecular function: protein heterodimerization activity; DNA-binding transcription activator activity, RNA polymerase II-specific; RNA polymerase II cis-regulatory region sequence-specific DNA binding. The record is from RefSeq and is a predicted model, not a curated record. Gene Ontology annotation, biological process: regulation of transcription by RNA polymerase II. Gene Ontology annotation, cellular component: CCAAT-binding factor complex; nucleus. The transcript is spliced from 8 exons. NCBI's taxonomy places the organism in Eukaryota, Metazoa, Arthropoda, Copepoda, Calanoida, Temoridae. The coding region runs from base 42 to 545 and encodes 167 amino acids.